UUCAAUAAACAAGAUGGCGAAUAUUGACGUGGAAGAUGAAAAUAUUUUGACUUCAAUGUUCAAAGACUCGUUUCCAGAAAGCUGGAAUGAUAAUCCUGAAUUUGUACAGUAUUUGUCAGAGCUGAGCUCAUAUGGAGUUGACAAACUAGCUCAAGAGCCAGACCGUUUGUCUGAAACAAAGUCCCAGAUUCUACAAGAAACUCAGCACUUAGCUUUCCAACACUACAAAACUUUUAUCCAGACAGCGGAAUGUUCCCGGGAAAUAUUUGAAGAUUUUCAAAUCAUAGAAAAACAUGUUGGUGCCAUGCUGCAGAAGCUCCCGGACUUCUCACAAGAAUGUGAGAAAGUUAUGAAACAGGCGGAGGAAAUCAAUGCCAGCCGGCGGAUGAACACACUGACCCUCCAGCGUCACACCCAGCUGUUGGAGAUCCUAGAAAUGCCACAGCUGAUGGACACGUGUGUGAGGAACAGUUACUAUGAGGAGGCACUGGAACUGGCCGCACAUGUCAAGCGACUCGAGAAAAAACAUGCCAACAUACCUGUUAUUGCUAACAUAGUAUCAGAGGUGAAGAACUCGGCUCAGCUCAUGCUGAACCAGUUGAUACAGCAGCUGAGAACUAAUGUCCAGCUCCCGGCCUGUCUCCGUGUCAUAGGCUACCUCCGCAGGAUGGACGUCUUUACCGAGGCCGAGCUCCGCAUCAAGUUUCUGCAGGCCAGAGACUCCUGGUUCCAGGGUAUACUAGACGCAAUACCAAAGGAAGACCAAAGUUUCGUCGACAUUCUGCCAGCUUGGUCACUGGAGACACCGGUGACUUGGUCAAUGGAGACACCGGUGACUUGGUCAAUGGAGACACCGGUGACUUGGUCACUGGAGACAGUGGUGACUUGGUCACUGGAGACAGUGGUGACUUGGUCACUGGAGACAGCGGUGACUUGGUCACUGGAGACACCGGUGACUUGGUCACUGGAGACACCGGUGACUUGGUCACUGGAGACAGUGGUGACUUGGUCAAUGGAGACACCGGUGACUUGGUCACUGGAGGCACCGGUGACUUGGUCACUGGAGACACCGGUGACUUGGUCACUGGAGACACCGGUGACUUGGUCACUGGAGACACCGGUGACUUGGUCAAUGGAGACACCGGUGACUUGGUCACUGGAGACAGUGGUGACUUGGUCACUGGAGACACCGGUGACUUGGUUACUUGAGACACCAUUGGCUUGGUCACUGGAGACACUGGUGACUUGGUCACUGGAGACACUGGUGACUUGGUCACUGGAGACAGUGGUGACUGGAGACAGUGGUGACUUGGUCACUGGAGACAGUGGUGACUUGGUCACUGGAGACAGUGGUGACUUGGUCACUGGAGACACCGGUGACUUGGUCACUGGAGACACCGGUGACUUGGUCACUGGAGACACCGGUGACUUGGAUUCAGGAACCAACUUCACUGAUAUUUGUGUUCAGAAUAGAGCUGCUGUUUUCCUAUUCACUGUACUACCAAUAUAUACGUUUUGUAUAAUAUUUUUUUUUUGUAGAUUCGAGGGAAACAUGCAGUCUUACAAUUUAUUGGCAGUGACUUCUACUGUGGGUAGUCUGUCCUACAGUACUGGUACACAGUCUGGGCAGAUGUUCCCCCCAGCUAUCCUUCUGGACUUCUACCCACUGGCAGCUUACUGUAAUGAUGUGCUGUCUGCCUUUAAUGAGCUACGUCUGUGUGCCCCCAUAUCUCUAGCCUGUGAUAUCGCCGAAGUUCUCCAGGAUGCUCUUCUACAGAUCAGCCGCAUCACAUUGGCUUAUUACAGGGCAGAGGAGGCGACCUUUGACCCGAGGGAGAAGGACCACUUUUGUCAGUUCUGUCAGAUAUAUGCCACAGAUCUGCUGCCCUAUCUCAACAAGUGUCUGCAGCAGUUAUUCCCCCCUGCUACACUGGCUCAGAUUCUCGGUGUGACCCUGACAGACCUUAAUAAGAUGGGAAGCCUGGGAUUGGUGGAUAUUUUGGCAGUCCUCGACCCCAUCUCCCACUUACUGCCUCAGAAGGAAGAUAUAAAUUCCGUCCAAUUGGAUAUCGGCAACGGUGCAACAACCCAAACAGAUGUAGGAAGUGUUACAAAAAGCAACCAAUUAGAUUCAAUCAGCCUCACAAAUAUUGACCAAUCAGAGCCAGUGGGUAUUUCAAAAAGUGACCAAUCAGAUUCUUCUACAAAACCACAUGACCAAGCCAAAUUGGAGGUGGAUACUACUCAAAAUCUUACGGAUGAAGCAAAACCAGUGUUAGAAGUUACAAAAGACCCAGUUGACCAAUCAGAUUCUGUAUUACUUGGUGAGAUAAAAGACUUGAGCCUUGAGGAAACUAAGCCCAAGAUAACCUUUACCACUGGGGAGGGGGAGAGUGAUGACAAUGAGGACGUGUCUCUCACAGCUCCUACAGACAGUCAGGACAGCUCAACAGUCACAGCUCCUACAGACAGUCAGGACAGCUCAACAGUCACAGCUCCUACACACAGCCAGGACAGCUCAACAGGCUCUGUAUCAAACACGCAGGAUCACCUAGAUAAAAAGGAUGACUGAGAGGAAUUAUUAUUAAUAUGUGAUACCAAAGUUUUACUUUCUACACAAACAAUGUAUGUAUUCAACGUGUCGCAAUGUUUCAAGACCGACUGGUCCCAUUGUCAAUCUUUGACUUGCAGUCAGUUACAGCUUGUCAAAGGGACCAGUCGGUCUUGAAUUGUUGUAACACAUUUUAUACAUACAUUGUUUGUAUAGAAAGUAAAACUUUGAUAUCACAUAUGUAUUUCCAAAGCGAUAAAUCUUAUUGAAGAUAUUAUUAAUAUGGUUAUAUUUCGGGCUUACAAAUAUUUAAUUCUUUGGUGUAUGAAAGGGCCAUUAUAUGAUAUACAGGGUGAAGCUUACAGGCUGAAAUAAGUUUUUAUUUCAGAAAAUGUAAUUUUGAAGUCAAAGUUUUAUAUUAAUUUUUCUUAGGUUACCGCAAUGUUCACUACUAAUCUUUUGAUAUUAUACUAAAGUAGAUAUUUCACGGCAGAUUUCACAAUAGUUCAUGCUUGGCAAAAAUUGCUGCUCUUUACGUACUUUUGGCAGUGUAAAAGCUGGGUAUUGAGAGCCACAUUUAUACACCAAGCAGUAACUACUGGUGUAACUUGUUUUAAUGAUGCCGAUAGUCCUGGGAUCCUUCGAACCACUUUUAUAUUUUGACCACGACCACAGCUUAUGUGUAUGGUGUUAAAAUGGAGUCUUGAGAGCCCUUUUCAUUUAUCAGGACAAUAAUUAUGCAAAAAAUGGGAGUUCUUUGAGCAACUUUCAAACAACAGCUUAUAACCACAGAUUAUUUAUAUGGUAUAAAAUCAGAGUCCUGGUAACCAUUUUCAGGUACCAAGGCAUGUUAUGUAUUUAUAUGGUUUCAAAAAAGUCUCGUUAAUUUGCAUUGAAUUCCACCAGUAUUGUUGCGGAAUACGUGGUCGAUUAUGUGUAGUCUCCGGGAAAGUCUGUCUGCUGCAGUAAUAGCAUAAUGUUUUAAAGUCCUGGUUUCUCAAAUGUACUUUUAGCAUAAGUUAAGAUUUUCUUUUUGGCUAGGUAAGCAAUGUUUCUUUCUGUGAGGAUUUUUUUCAUAUCAGAAAAAAAAUAGGAAAAUGUUUUGUGAAACUGAAGUUAAGUAUCAAACUUUUAUGUUUCACCCCUCUCUGCUUCUUAGUGUCGACAUUUCCUGUCUGGCGCACUUGUUAGUGUGAGGCAUGGGCAACGAUCUUUGUAGAAUCAAGUGCUAUGGUGAUUUAAUGCGGCUGAUGACAUUCCAGAUUCUUUAGAUCCAGUUGUGCUCUGUGCGUUGGGUAUGGACUACACCACUGUGAUAUAGAACUCAGUUAAAAAUGGAAUCCUGAAGAUUUUCAGGGUUAGAAAAAUUUAUGUCAGGGAAACAUGAUAAAGGGGGAGAAGAGCCAACGCCGUUCCAAUAUUAGGUAGGAUCCUUUUGUUGGAUGUUGGCUGGGAAACAUUAUGUUAUUUACCCGAUUUCUGUUUCUGAUCAAUGUUGAUCUAGAAGAGAUUUAAUAUAGUUGAUCCACCAACAAUUUAGAUAUAUGUAUGGUUGAUUUAUGCAUGAAUGAUGGUGAAUAAAAAUAUAAGGAACCUUG
Mizuhopecten yessoensis (Yesso scallop) is the source of this 4149-nucleotide messenger RNA. RefSeq names its product conserved oligomeric Golgi complex subunit 8-like. NCBI's taxonomy places the organism in Eukaryota, Metazoa, Mollusca, Bivalvia, Pectinida, Pectinidae. Gene Ontology annotation, cellular component: COG complex. The record is from RefSeq and is a predicted model, not a curated record. The coding region runs from base 14 to 2572 and encodes 852 amino acids. Gene Ontology annotation, biological process: intra-Golgi vesicle-mediated transport. The transcript has 13 exons.